AUGGAAACAACAAAUCAAGAAACAGAGACUGAUUUGGAGAUUUCUAAGAAAAUGGAGGAUGAACAUCUACGACUUCAAAGACAAAUCCGCAUGAUACAAAUGGACAGACUUCAUCGCACUAUGGGUGUGCAUCCACAGUUCCGACAACAAGAUCACCUACUUAGAACUCUCAAAAAAGAGUAUCUUAAUCUUCACAAAGAUUUAAAGAUAGCUAGAUCGGGAGCUCAUAAGAAGAACGACAGACGUAUGAAAGCUGGCUUAAAACGAGCUUUACUGUUACGUACGAAUACUGAUCAAGAAUGCGAAGAAGGCAUUACUCUAAUGGACCAGCUAGAUAAUUUGUUGCAUCGCAAGAACAAACAUAUGCUUCUGCUGAAGAAGACCGUUAACGCUAAUAAUGGACAGCUUGAAGAACGCCGCAGUUUCAGUGAAAAUAGAUUAGCAUCCGCUGAAAACAAACUAGAAGCGGCGCAGCGAAGGUUCAACGUGUUGCAAUGCGAGAAUAAGAAGAUCAGAGAAGAAAUUGAGCAUAUGCUUAAUGACAGGGCUCUAUUCAACCUCUCAUGGACCAAAAUGCAAAACGCUCUGAAUAAAGGCAAGAAAUUCUUAACUGAUUUAUUCGAAUCGUCAACACUUGCUUACGACCAGAGAGAUGAAUGGUGCACGAAACUGAAGUCCAUACAAGAAAAGGGGAGGAUGGACCAGAUGGUACAAAUUCAGGAAAUGAGAGACUUACAAAAAGCAUUUGAUCAUGAAAUGAAACUCUACAAUUUCCUGGCUAAAAAAGGAGUUAUAAGAAUAAAUAAGAAGCAGGAAGAAAGAGAAGAAGAACAGAAUCUUAUAAAAGAACAAAAUAUAAAGGAUGAAUAUGAAGCACAUUCUAAAAUCUUAGAUGAUAUUAACGACUACACGAAGGAGUACGACGUAAACAAAAUAAUUGAAACAUUCGAGAAAUUUGAACAAGAAAACUUUUCUCUGUACAUACUACUAACGGACUUUUGUGCCGAAAACGAACUUCUGAGACGAAAGCUCAAGCAGAUACAGCAAGAAAUUGUGGAUCGAAGAGAUUGGAACGAGAUGAUGGAAGAAAAACGUCAAAAUAAUCUUCUAGAACUUAAUAGGAAGUUAAAGAAGCAAAAGAUGAUUACAGAAGAAAAAAGAACAACGUUGGCUGAAAGAGUAAACCUUUUGCAUGAGAUGAUGGCAAAAGUUAAUGAAAUUUUUAAAUUGUUAAAUUGUUCUUCGGAACCCUUUUUAAAUCUUCUUGGGGACAAGGAACCUUCUAUAAACCAUAUAAAUCUGACUUUCCGGCUUAUUACUGAAGAAAUUAAGGAAUUGGUGCAAGUUGCUUAUUAUUAUGAAAGGCAUUUCCAAAAGAAAGGUGAUAAAAGCUCUUCUCGUUUAAAAAAGUAUGCUGUACACCCACAGCCACCUGACUACUUCAGUGCAACACCGAUCAAUGUUUUGGUACCGGCUGACCCAUGUCCAUCCUGCAUAGAAGCUCGCUGGCUGUCAAGAGUGUCUGAAACACCAGAAGUUCCGUUCACAAAAGACAUGGUACUGUCAGCUUUGACGGAACUAGACAAUGAUCCUGCGUUUGUAAGAAGUGAUAGAAUACACUUACUCACAGAGUGCAGAGUGCCGAGAAGCAGGGUUAUAUUGGCACGACGAUACAUGCAAUAU
This is a messenger RNA of Brenthis ino (lesser marbled fritillary), 1683 nucleotides long. The record is from the annotation of a GenBank genome assembly. NCBI's taxonomy places the organism in Eukaryota, Metazoa, Arthropoda, Insecta, Lepidoptera, Nymphalidae.